Molecule: messenger RNA, 1027 nt
Organism: Aethina tumida (small hive beetle)
Lineage: Eukaryota; Metazoa; Arthropoda; Insecta; Coleoptera; Nitidulidae
Product: dnaJ homolog subfamily C member 8
Exons: 4
Coding region: 126-866 (246 amino acids)
Cellular component (GO): nucleus
Source: RefSeq, a predicted model, not a curated record
AUUAAUUGACAUUGGACAUGGUAUCUGUCAAAACUAAGUUUUGUCAACAUUGUAUAUUAAUAUUAAAAUAACAAAUAAAACCAAAAUAUUACUUAUAAGAUUCUUGAAUUUCUAAUAUUAUAAAUAUGGCAAAUACGAGUACACAAAAUGAUAAAGACGCAAAAUUUAACGAAUUUUAUACAGAGGUAAAAGAAAUCGAAAAACGUGACUCGGUACUAACACCAAAACAACAAAUUGAACGUCUAUUACGUCCCGGCUCCACAUACAGAAACUUAAAUCCAUUUGAUGUAUUACAAGUUGAGCAUGACACACCAAUAGAAGAAAUUAAAAAGAAAUAUAGGAGAUUAUCUAUUUUAGUACAUCCAGACAAAAAUCAGGAUGAUCCUGACCGUGCACAACAGGCUUUUGAAGCCGUCAAUAAAGCGUGGAAGACUUUAGAAAAUGAAGAAACUAGAAAAAAAUGCAUGGAUAUUAUUGAAGAAGCUACAGGCAGAACAGACAUAAUGCUUACUGAAAAACGGAAAAAAGCUAAAAAGGAGGGAAAAGAUAGUAUACCUGAAGAUGAUCCUGCCAAGUACAAACAUGCUGUUUAUGUCCUUACCAUGAAAUUAUUUGCAGACAUGGAGAGAAAACGACGUGAGUUGGCAGAAAGGGAUCAAGAAGAGAGAAAGAGGAAAAGGGAGGCAGAAAUUGAGGAGGAAGAAAAUCAAAAGACACAAAAAGAAUGGCAAAAGAAUUUUGAAGAAUCCAGACAAAAUAGAGUUGAUAGUUGGCAAAGUUUUCAAGCUAAUUCCAAAUCUAAAUCAAAAUCUAGUAAAAAAAUUAAAAUGUUCAAACCUCCCAAAAAUAAACCAGAAUCAAGGUAAAUAUUUAGUUGUAAGUUUACCUAAGUUAGUUUAAUAUUUAAGACAGAAAAAGUUCAAUUGUUUAACCUCAAAUGUAGUUAGUAUUUUUUGUAUUUUUUCUGAAAAUGUGAAUACAUACUUAUAUUAUUUUUAUAAGUAAUAAACUUAAUUAUGAUAUAAGA